AUGGAUUCGUUCGCCAAAAAAGUACGAACGUUCGAUGCGUUCCCCAAGGUGGACUCUGAACACACUGUGAGGUCACAGAGAGGCGGAUUCUCCACCAUUCUUACCAUGGUUUGUGGAUUGUUCAUCUUGUGGGUUGAAGUUGGAGGAUUCUUGGGAGGAUACGUUGACCGUCAAUUUUCCGUGGACGACGAGAUCAAGUCGGAAUUAACCAUCAACAUCGACAUGCUCGUGGCUAUGCCCUGCGAGUUCAUUCAUACCAAUGUGCGAGACAUCACUGGUGAUCGGUACUUGGCCGGAGAAACGUUGAACUUUGAGGGAAGAGACUUUUUCAUACCAGAGUCAUUCAAUGUCAACAACGCCAACGAUGCCCACGACACCCCCGAACUCGAUGAGGUGAUGCAAGAGUCGCUUCGUGCCGAAUACAGAGUCACGGGAGCCAGAAUGAACGAAGGCGAGCCUGCGUGUCACAUUUUUGGCCAGAUUCCGGUCAACCAGGUCAAAGGGGACUUCCACAUCACCGGAAAGGGGUUUGGUUACAGAGACCGUCUGUAUGUUCCGUACGAGGCCUUGAAUUUUUCCCAUAUGAUCCAGGAGCUUUCGUACGGUGAGUUCUACCCGUUCAUCAACAACCCCCUCGAUGCCACCGGCAAAAUCACCGAGGAGCGUGUCCAGUCAUACGGGUACUUUUCCAAGGUGGUUCCCACCAGGUACGAGAGACUCGGGUUGAUUAUCGAAACCAAUCAGUUUGCGUUAACUGAGCAGCACCACGUCUUUCGCGUGGACGAGUUUGAUAAACCAGAGGGUAUCCCAGGAAUCUACUUCAAGUACGACUUUGAGCCCAUCAAGUUGUCGAUCAGCGAGAAGCGGCUUCCGUUCUUGCAGUUUGUUGCUAAGUUGGCCACUAUCAUCGGGGGAUUGGUCAUAGUCGGGGGGUACUUUUACCGGUUGUACGAACGGUUGUUGCUGAUUUUGUUUGGCAAGAAGUAUGCCCAGAAGGAUACUGAAAGAAAGUCUGGAGGGCUUCUUGACAAGGAGGUUGGGGUUCACCGGGAGUAUUCGUCGUGA
Messenger RNA from Suhomyces tanzawaensis NRRL Y-17324, 1065 nucleotides. RefSeq lists its product as uncharacterized. The transcript has a single exon. The record is from RefSeq and is a predicted model, not a curated record. The coding region runs from base 1 to 1065 and encodes 354 amino acids. Gene Ontology annotation, biological process: endoplasmic reticulum to Golgi vesicle-mediated transport; retrograde vesicle-mediated transport, Golgi to endoplasmic reticulum. NCBI's taxonomy places the organism in Eukaryota, Fungi, Ascomycota, Pichiomycetes, Serinales, Debaryomycetaceae. Gene Ontology annotation, cellular component: endoplasmic reticulum membrane; COPII-coated ER to Golgi transport vesicle; Golgi membrane.